Molecule: messenger RNA, 703 nt
Organism: Glycine soja
Lineage: Eukaryota; Viridiplantae; Streptophyta; Magnoliopsida; Fabales; Fabaceae
Exons: 2
Coding region: 83-490 (135 amino acids)
Biological process (GO): systemic acquired resistance
Molecular function (GO): fatty acid binding
Source: RefSeq, a predicted model, not a curated record
ACCUAUUGUCCUAGUGCCAGCUUCAUUAAUCCAAGAUGGGUGACUAGACCAAGCACUUUUUUGGUGCAUUUUGGGCUAUAAAAUGCCAUCAGAAGUAGGGGUGUUUGUCACACUGAUUGAGAGAAAAAUAAUGGAGGCUUACACUAAGGUUGUUUGCAUUCUUGGACUUUUAAUUUUUGUAAGCAUUUCAGAUAUUCAUAGAGUGGAGGGUGCAGGGGAAUGUGGGAGGUCUACUACUCCAGAUAAUGAAGCAAUAAAGCUUAUUCCUUGUGUCUCUGCCGCAAAAGAUGAAAAUGUUAAAGUUACUAAGAAUUGCUGUGCUCAGAUCGAGAAACUUGGCAAGAACCCUAGUUGUCUAUGUGCUGUUAUGCUCUCCAACACAGCAAAAAUGUCUGGAGCCGAUCCUAAGGUUGCCAUAACCAUCCCAAAACGCUGCAACCUUGCUAAUCGCCCUGUUGGUUACAAGUGUGGACCUUACACUCUUCCUUAAGAUAGUACUGAGGACAAGGAGGGAUUUGGGCGUGAAGGCACAAAAGCUGUUGGCUACAACUGUGACUACAAAACUAUGUUUUAUUGUCCUUGAAACAAUUUGAUCAAUAAUGGCAAGUAGCUAUAUGGUGUUCUUCCUGAAUAAAACUAGAAAUUUUAAUGUUUAAUGUUUCUAUUCCUAUUUAAUAUAUUAACAUCUACCUUUUCUCUGUUU